Balearica regulorum gibbericeps (East African grey crowned-crane) is the source of this 442-nucleotide messenger RNA. Lineage: Eukaryota; Metazoa; Chordata; Aves; Gruiformes; Gruidae. The record is from RefSeq and is a predicted model, not a curated record.
GCAAUAAUGCACCAUGAAGGUCACAUGGAUGAUGGUUUAACAUUGUCCAGAUCUCAGAAUGAAGAGUCCCGUACAGCACGUGUCAUCCGUAGUACAGUCUUCCUUUUCAAUAGAUUUAUAAGGGGCCUUGAUGCUCUCAGCAAGAAAGUGAAGUCUUCCACUGUCGAUUUGCCUAUCGAGUCAGUCAGCCUGAGCCUUCAGGACUUGAUUGGCUACUUUCACCCCCCUGAUGAACAUUUGGAGCAUGAAGACAAACAAAACAGGCUCCGAGCACUGAAGAAUCGCCAGAACCUCUUCCAGGAAGAGGGUAUGAUCAACCUUGUUCUUGAAUGUAUUGAUCGCUUGAAUGUAUACAGCAGUGCAGCUCAUUUUGCAGACGUAGCUGGGAAGGAAGCUGGAGAGGCAUGGAAAUCUAUUCUGAAUUCUUUGUAUGAAUUAUUAG